Lindgomyces ingoldianus is the source of this 1047-nucleotide messenger RNA. RefSeq lists its product as uncharacterized. Bases 1 to 1047 code for a protein of 348 amino acids. The transcript is spliced from 9 exons. NCBI's taxonomy places the organism in Eukaryota, Fungi, Ascomycota, Dothideomycetes, Pleosporales, Lindgomycetaceae. The record is from RefSeq and is a predicted model, not a curated record.
AUGAACGGUUCUGGCCAGUUAUCAACUGCGAGCCCUACCCUGCAGCUAGAACACAUUUUCACGCGAGCGCAUCAUAUGACAUUCUCCGCUCCCUAUUGGUCAAACGGUAAGCACUGCAUAGAUGCUUAUCCAGCACCUCCACCUUCUCUUGUCUCCCGCGCGUUGAGAGGAAGAUCAAGGCAGGCUCAAACUAAGAGUGGUAUUGAAUGCUCAAAAGCCUCGAAUGAACUGACGCCAAACGAAAGGGUUCGUCUAUUAUUGAAAAAUAUCAACUUGAAAUGUCACCGAGGAGAUGAAGCGCGGGCAUCUUUUGAGGACGCUGCACAUCUAGUGCUAGGAUACAUAUCUCCACAAAACAAAACCGCUAGUCCUUCACCUACACCAUGUUUUUCAAUUAGGGUGAAGACGAACUCUGUCUACGUUCCCCUAGUCCUUGCCCUCGAAGAUCGGAGUUAUGUACACUCCCUGCCUUUUCACUUUCCUCCAGCUACUGUGCCUCCGAUUAACCCUCACCCGCAAUUUCUUCCCCUUCUUCGUAAACUCACCCUUAAUCUAAUACCCACAGUCAAACAGGGUCUACAAGCAAUCCACCUCUUUACCACUACUAUUCCGCUUCUCAAGUCCUUCCAGAUACACCUCCUCCAAAACCAGAGAUCCCGGGAUCACAUCCGCGUUCCUCGUCUCUUAAUCUCUCGUCUUCGUCACCAAUUUGCCCGCGUUAAACGUGAGACUGAGCUGGCGAAAGGUGCGAAGCCGACCCCCGUUGUUAGGUAUGAGGUGCUAGCAGUCCGGAAAAUUGGAUGUGUGGAAUUUCGGGUAAUUGGGUUUUCUCGAUUGGCCGAGAACCCUUUCGCGAUGAACUCCGCGGUGCCAACUAAGAAUGAAAUCCAAGAUUGCGUAGCCCAGAUGAAGAGUCGUUACAUUAGACAGUGGAAGGUUCAAGACGCCGCUCUCCUGUUCGGGCCGAUGCAGAUGGCCGAGAAACUAACAAUGAAAAGCAGGGGGGGAGAGUUGGUGAACGUACGGCCGUUGAGAAGACUGAUUUAG